This is a messenger RNA of Vitrella brassicaformis, 1520 nucleotides long. Lineage: Eukaryota; Vitrellaceae. The record is from the annotation of a GenBank genome assembly.
CCUUGGGGAGGACGGUUGUGCUGCCAGAUCUGAUCUCCUGCGCGCCAGCGUGUUUUGUCGAGCACUCUUCUUGAUGAUGAGGUCUGCCUUGCUAGUGCUGCUGGUGGUGUUUAUCGGGAUCUGGGUGCACCCAUCCGCAGCACAAUGACGAAAGCAGCUGCGCAUUCCGAAGGUGAGAAAGGCGACUGAGCUCAGCAAGCAGCUGAUGUGCAGACAUUCAUAAUCUGUCGUGUCCCUUCCGUGUGAGUGCAGCCGACGGGUAGAGACGACCGUCUAGGUCUUCUCCUCGGAGCGGCUGAGGACUGCGCAGCGCACAUCCGCCGCCACCCCCUCAGGUCACUCGCUAUCGCAUCCGCCAUUGGGGGCGGCAUCUACCUCGCCAAAACCACACCCGUGACUGGCCUGCUGCUCUCGUCGGAGCAUCACUACAGCCUCCUGCCGCCCUCUGGCAGAUACAUAGAGUCCUUCUUGACCAAGGAAGCCAGCAGCAACCGGAGGAAGGGCCGGCUUCCAUCCCGCUCGGCCAUGUCAGAGACGACCACCAUCGAGAUGGGCGAGGGGGAGGACAUGUACCGCCGUGCCACCAGCCUGCUGGAGCGCGGCAACAUUCAGCUGUCCCUUUCUGGCAUGCGGGGGCAGUUGAUCCUGCACAGGGCGGCCAGCAGCAGCAACCACUUGGUGCUGGCUGUGCUGCGACGGAAGGGUUUGGUGUGGCACCUGGACUCAUUUAUCGAGGGGGGUCGUGUCAAGGACAAGGCGGUCAGGGGCGGCAAGAUGACAGGGGUGGGGUUUGUGAGCAACGACGGGGGGGCGGAGCUCGUGGUCAGGGUCAAGUUGAUGGGCGACGGGACGGCCGGGGCGACCGGCGGCAUUCCCAACGUCAAUGUGACCUACGGUGGGGCGACAAACGUGGCCAGAGAGGGCACAGUGGUGCUCGAGGUGGUCGGCAGGAGCUCAGUCAAAAGGUCAGAGUGCCAGCAGAGGAGGGAGGCACACAUAGAAAUGCGCAUGUAGGUGUGUAUCCAUCUGAUGCGUGGUGCGGUGCCUGUGUGUGUCUGUGCAGUCGCGUGUCAGCAGAUUUGGUGGAGGAGGUGGCCGUCACAUUGGCCAGCAAGGUUGCUUCGGACGUCAAAAUGCAGAAGACCCGCCAGAUGCAGCUGUCCAAACAGCAGGAGGCUCUCGCACGGCUACAGAAUGAGCGUGAGAAGCAACAGCAACUCACGUAAGGGCACUCACAGCUCACACCCAUCCCAUCCCCAACACAUACAGACAUCCACACCACGCUUGCUUCAUGUGUGCGUGUUCAGUGCGGCUGAGCGCCAAGAGAUCCGGCGGCGUGCCCGUCUGAGUCGCUCGUCUGUCCGGUCAUCGGCCACGGCGAGUGGCGGCGGUACGAGGCGCGGUCCGUCGAGUGUGGUGAAGCAGUGAGGCUAGCCCCGCCCUGGGGAUGAGCGCCAUUAUGGCCUCACACAGGGUGGGUGACCCACUCGCUGACUGAGCUGCUUGUGCAUGGAAAUGAC